Stegostoma tigrinum is the source of this 2946-nucleotide messenger RNA. RefSeq names its product GTP dependent ribosome recycling factor mitochondrial 2 (gene gfm2). The transcript is spliced from 21 exons. Gene Ontology annotation, molecular function: GTPase activity; GTP binding; translation elongation factor activity. Lineage: Eukaryota; Metazoa; Chordata; Chondrichthyes; Orectolobiformes; Stegostomatidae. Gene Ontology annotation, cellular component: mitochondrion. The coding region runs from base 176 to 2509 and encodes 777 amino acids. The record is from RefSeq and is a predicted model, not a curated record. Gene Ontology annotation, biological process: ribosome disassembly; mitochondrial translation.
AUCGCGAGGAGUGCGUUCGCAGCCACGAGAGGGUGAUCGCGUGCAGCGACUGUUAUCGUGCUGAGCGGUUUUAUCAAGUGACCUGGAAUGGAGGGUAGGGGAGACACUGCCGAGUGACAGGAGCUUGGGACAGAUUCCUUUUGAACGUAGAUUGUGACUAAUAACAGAGAGGAAAAUGAGUCGAUUUAUGAUGGAACUACCACUAAUGGGGAUUCUUUCAUCCAGUGGACAUCAUAUGUGCCUUCUGCGCUGCUGGUUCAGGGUCGCUCAUACCAGCAGAAGAAACGUAAAAAGCAUUUUUGUAAGGAGGUACAGCUCUCUUCCGGGUGAUAUUAAGUCAUUGCGAACCAUUAUCAGUCCGGACAUCUCGAGCAGAAUACGGAACAUCGGGAUCAUGGCUCAUAUCGAUGCAGGAAAAACUACAACCACGGAGAGAAUGCUUUAUUAUGCAGGAUACACCAGGGCAAUUGGAGAUGUUGAUGAUGGAGACACUGUGACUGAUUUUAUGGCACAGGAACGUGAGCGUGGAAUCACCAUCCAGUCAGCUGCUGUCACUUUUGACUGGAAAAACCAUCGGGUCAAUUUAAUAGAUACACCAGGUCAUGUGGAUUUCACGAUUGAGGUUGAACGCUCUCUACGUGUACUAGAUGGAGCAGUGGCAGUAUUUGAUGCUUCAGCUGGUGUAGAGGCGCAAACCUUGACUGUGUGGCGACAAGCGGACAAACAUCAAAUUCCUCGUAUAUGCUUCUUAAACAAGAUGGAUAAACCCAAAGCCAGUUUUUCGUAUUCCAUUGAAAGCAUUAAACAGAAACUAAAAGUGAAGCCACUUCUGCUGCAGCUGCCAGUUGGAACUGGGAAAACCUUUAAUGGGGUAGUUGACCUUGUCACAAAUGAAAAAGUUCUUUGGUGUCCAAAGUCCAUUGAUGAAGAUGAUGGCACAAUCUUUAGUCGGAAUCCUUUAACGCCAGCAGAUGACCAUAAGCUUUGGAAAGAAGCCAGAGAUGCAAGAUUUGCCCUCAUUGAACAAGUAGCAGAUUUGGAUGAUGAAUUUGCUGAAUUGGUUCUUGAAGAGUUAAGUGAAGAGCCAGAUGCAGUACCUGCUGCAAAAUUGAAUGCAGCAAUCCGCCGAAUCACAUUAGCACAAACAGCAAUGCCAGUUUUGUGUGGAAGUGCAUUGAAGAAUAAGGGUGUGCAGCUGUUAAUGGAUGCCAUCACAAAAUAUCUGCCAGCUCCGAAUGAGUGCAAGCUCGACUAUAUACGUUGUUAUGAGGAUGACCUGUGUGCCCUUGCUUUUAAAGUUGUUCAUGAUAAACAGCGUGGGCCUUUAGUGUUUGUCCGAAUCUACUCUGGUACAAUGAAACCUCAAUCAGCUGUUUACAAUAUCAAUAAAAACUGCAUAGAACGAAUGAGUCGUCUUUUAUUGCCAUUUGCUGACCAGCAAAUUGAGAUCCCUGCACUACAGGCUGGAAACAUUGCUUUAACUGUGGGGCUUAAACAAGCUGCAACUGGUGACACAAUAGUUUCAUCAAAAUCAGCAGCAGCAGCUGCAGCUCGUCGAGCAGGGAAGGAAUCUGGGAAAAAUGCCAUGGAACAGGAUGAUCCAGUGUUGGCUACUGUUGAGAUUCCAGAGCCAGUUUUCUUUUGCACAAUUGAACCACCAUCUAUGGCGAAACAACCAGAUUUGGACCAUGCUCUUGUCUGUCUCCAGCGGGAAGAUCCCAGUUUGAAAGUAAAGAUUGACCCGGAUUCUGGGCAGACUAUCUUAUGUGGAAUGGGGGAGCUGCACAUUGAGAUAAUCCAUGAUCGAAUUAAGAGAGAGUAUGGAAUUGAUGCAUAUCUUGGGCCUCUCCAGGUAGCCUACAGAGAAACUAUAACACAAUCUGCAAGUUCAAGUGAUACACUGGACAGAACAGUAGGGGAGAAACGUAACGUGGUAACAGCUGAAAUUUCAGUCCAUCCAUGGUUUGGAGAAGGAACAAUGUUAUUGCCCCUAAUUGAGAUUUCUGAUCCGAUAAUGGAGCAAUUUUCUAAAGAAACACUGCAUGCUGUAGAAAAUGGAAUUAAAACUUCAUGCCUGCAAGGUCCCCUACUAAGAUUCCCUGUUCAGGAUGUGGUGGUUGCACUACAGUCUCUAAGUGUACAUCCUGGAUCAUCUUUGGCAAUGAUUUCUGCCUGUGUGUCCCGGAGUGUGCAAAAGGCAUUAAAACAGGCUCGAAGUCAGGUGCUGGAACCUGUGAUGAGCCUGGAAAUCACAGUAGAUGAGAAGUACCUCAGUGUGGUGUUGGCAGAUCUGGCUCAGCGAAGAGGAAGCAUUCGAGAAAUUCAAAACCGUCAGGACAGCCGAGUUGCUUUGGCUUCUGUUCCACUCGCGGAAACGAUGGGUUACUCAACUGCCCUUCGCACUUUGACAUCGGGCAAUGCCACGUUUACUUUGGAGUUCUCCAACUAUGAGGCAAUGAAUCUACAAGAUCAAAACAUGCUUUUCAACAAGAUGAUGGGUAUGGUGUGAAAUCCUGUAGAACUUGUGAAGUUGACCAAAUGAAUGGUCAGAGUCUAAGAUUGAACACUAUGGGUGCGAUUUUAUUCCUUGAAUUGUUGAAUAAUCCAACUGCAGUAUGACAAGAAAGUUCAAACUUUGGAUGCAAAUCAUAGUGUUCAUGGGACGAUCACCACUUCUUUUUGGAAACAAAAGGCUCCUCCUUGGAGCUUCAUUUAAAACCAGAGCAGUCAGCACUUAGAUUUGAAACUUGUAUAUUUUGGACUUCAUUCAAGAAAAUCAUUGACAAGAGGACUUUAUGAUGAUGUGCCUGGUUUGGUGUGAAAUCAUGAGGCAGAUAAUGCAUCUUUAUCUGAAUUCAAGGAUCUACAGAGUUUAUUACUUAAGUUAUUGUACUGCCCUUAAGUUUAUAGGCCGAGAAAUUUUAUUAAAGUAAAAUUCAAGUAUAA